This is a messenger RNA of Opisthorchis viverrini, 777 nucleotides long. RefSeq lists its product as hypothetical. The record is from RefSeq and is a predicted model, not a curated record. The coding region runs from base 1 to 777 and encodes 258 amino acids. The transcript is spliced from 5 exons. Lineage: Eukaryota; Metazoa; Platyhelminthes; Trematoda; Opisthorchiida; Opisthorchiidae.
AUGGAAAGCAAUAGCGGUUUUCUUGAUCACAGGGGGACGUUACAAGACGAGUGCACAGUCAUAUGCGAUACGAAUAGGGAAACUACUCACAAGGUUGCUGAAAACUCUUCGACAGCCCACGAUCGCUUUCGCCGUUCUGCUCUGGGCUUAUCAGGUAGGCGCAGUUCGCGAGAUUCCGUCAAUCUCAUGUUCUACGUGAAACCUAAUUGCACGAAAUCAGCGAAAUACACUCAUUUGCAUUAUGUUAUCAUAAAUGAAACUACUCACAAGGUUGCUGAAAACUCUCCGACAGCCCAUGACCGGUUUCGCCCAUCUGCUUCGGGCUCAUCCGGUAGGCGCAGUCCCCGAGUUUCCGUCAACCUCAUGUUCUUUUUGAACCCAAAUUGGACUGUUCUCGAGAAAUACACUCAUUUGCAAAUCAAUUUGGUUUUCAUAAGAUAUUCAACUGAAUCUCUCGUUUAUGGUAUUCUACAACUGAAUGUGCUGAUGAAUGUUCGGGGUUCAAAUGCCGGCACGUUCAUUGGAUAUGCACUGCUGAUGAGCUCUAAUAAGAGCGAAAUGCAAGUCCAGGGUGUUAAUGCACGAAGCAGUUACAAGCACUUUUUUGAGGAAACUACUCACAAAGUUGCUGAAAACUCUUCGACAGCCCAUGACCGGCCUACCCUUCUUGGGGUGCAUCAGCUAGGCGCAGUCCCCGAGUUUCCGUCAACCUUAUGUUCUACUCGAACAAGAGAUUCAAUUGAGUCACUCGUGAAAACCAAACUGAUUUGCGAAUGA